Psammomys obesus (fat sand rat) is the source of this 1317-nucleotide messenger RNA. It is a transcript of the gene Ankrd61, whose product is annotated as ankyrin repeat domain 61. NCBI's taxonomy places the organism in Eukaryota, Metazoa, Chordata, Mammalia, Rodentia, Muridae. Gene Ontology annotation, molecular function: protein binding. The record is from RefSeq and is a predicted model, not a curated record. The transcript is spliced from 3 exons.
CCUUGCUCUAACGACUUCCUCAUGGGAAACAUAACCAAGAGGGGAAGCAGAGACCUGGUGGCUGACAGUACCAUGUUGCUGGAGGAAAGCCUGGCCACUGCAGUGCACUGGAAACUUUAUGAGGCCAUAAUCAAGGAAGACUGUAACACAAUCAAGACACUUCUCCGAAACCACCCUGUCAACCAGCCCUUGACCAUCCUGGCCAACUCCACUAGCUACAGACUACUAAGCCAGACACAGCCCAUCUUCCCCAUCCACCUGGCCGCCGAGUACCGCAAGCCGCAGAGCUUGCUUUGCCUGUUACAGCAUGGGGCUGACCCGGAAGUAAGGGACACUCAAGGACUCACCACUCUUCACCUGAUGCUGCUAAACUGGCCAAUCAGUUCUAGCACAUGGACCAAACCAAGCACUCGGAUCCAAAAGAUCCUCACAGACAUUCAGAACAAUGCUGUCAUGUGUCUGCGCAUUCUGUGUGACCAUGGAGCUCAAGUUAACGCCCGGGUAGACAACAGCAACAAACACUCAGCCCUCCACCUGGCCAUAACGUAUGGGACCUAUCCAGUUCUCUCCUUUUUGGCUCAAAAUGGUGCCCACGUCAAUGCUAUUAAUGAAUCCAGCAUGACGCCCCUCCACAUGGCUGCAGACAUACUGAAUAAAAACAUGAUAGAGACGCUCAUUGCCUGCGGGGCCAAUGUGAACUGUGCCAUCUCAUCUACUGGAAACACAGCUCUGAAGCUGGCAGUCUGUACCGCCUCAAGCAAAGCCGGCCGGCUGCUGGCAGCAGGGGUGGGCUGCAUCCGUCUGCUGCUACAUCAUGGAGCCCAGGUCAAUGCCCAGGACCAUGAAGGCCAAACAGCUCUGCACGAGGCAUGUUUUGGAGGCAGAGAGGUAAUAAUCAAUCUCUUGCUGGAAUUUGAGGCAAACGUUAACAUUUUAACCAGAAAUGGGGAGUCUCCAAUUUAUAUGUACCUUCAGCGCGGUUCCAACAUCAGAGAUGUAACGCUACUGGCCAGGCUACUUUAUCAUACUUACCCUUUAAGACUGAGCAAUAAACAAGGGAUUCUACCUGCAGGAAUCAUGCUGCCAGAAUUCCACCUCUUAAGGGAAACCCUAAUAAAGUUAUCCAAAAAGCCUUUAACCCUAGAGGCCAUCUGUAAGAGAAACAUCAGAAAUGUUUACGGUGAGAAGCACAAAUUCCACCUGAAGCAGCUUCUCCCUGCAAAGCUCUGGGACACCAUCUACAGCGUUUAUGACUUCACCUACCUCUUGAAAUGAGAACCCUACGACCUCAGUGCCGGAGAACCUCAGCAUCUCUAA